AUGGAUCCGCUCUUUCACACCCAGGCUGGGGACAUCCUUUACAUGAGGAAACUGGUCAAUGACUCAUCCUUGUGGAACUUCACCUGGGGCGACUGGUUCCACAAUGGCACCACGGAUGGCUUCUUGCCCAUGGGCAUCAAGGUCACCAUAGUCAUCGUCUACUCCAUCGUCUGCAUUAUAGGGCUGGUGGGCAACUGCUCCGUCAUGUAUGUGAUCAUCAGAUUCACGAAGAUGAAGACAGCAACCAACAUUUACAUCUUUAACCUGGCUUUGGCUGACACCUUGUGCCUGAUCACCUUACCUUUCCAAGGCACGGAUACAUUCCUGGGAUCAUGGCCGUUUGGGAACGCCCUCUGCAAAAUUGCCAUCUCCAUCGACUACUACAACAUGUUCACCAGCACUUUCACCCUCACCAUGAUGAGUGUAGACCGCUACAUUGCCAUCUGCCAUCCCAUCAAGGCCCUGGACAUCCGCACCCCCCACAAGGCUAAAGUAGUCAACGUUUGCAUCUGGGCCUUGGCCUCAGUCUUCGGUAUCCCCGUGAUGGUAAUGGGAUCGACCGAGAAUGAAAAUGAUGAGAUCGACUGCCUAAUUAGACUCCCCGAACCUGUGGAUUAUUGGGAUCCCAUAUUUGGCAUCUGCAUCUUCCUCUUCUCCUUUAUGAUCCCCGUCAUGGUAAUCACGAUUUGUUACAGCCUCAUGAUCCGGCGCCUGAAGAACGUCCGCGUCCUCUCUGGGUCGAAGGAGAAGGACCGAAACCUCCGACGCAUCGCUCGCCUGGUGCUCAUAGUCGUGGCCGUCUUCAUCAUCUGCUGGACGCCCGUCCAUAUCUUUGUCCUGGUCCGGUGUCUUGGGGCCAAGGCCGACAAUGAGUUCAAGCUAUCCAUCUUGUACUUCUGUACCGCGCUGGGCUAUGCCAACAGCUGCUUGAACCCGGUCCUCUAUGCUUUCUUAGACGAGAACUUUAAGACAUGUUUCAAGAAGUUCUGCUUCCCUUCCGCCUUUAGGAAAGAGCUGCAGAUGUCCAACCGAAUGUGCAGCAUUGCCAAGGAUGUGGCUUACGCAUGCAAGAAUUCAGAUGGGACUAACAACCCGGCAUGA
Elgaria multicarinata webbii is the source of this 1101-nucleotide messenger RNA. RefSeq names its product opioid related nociceptin receptor 1 (gene OPRL1). Gene Ontology annotation, cellular component: plasma membrane; neuron projection. NCBI's taxonomy places the organism in Eukaryota, Metazoa, Chordata, Lepidosauria, Squamata, Anguidae. The transcript is spliced from 3 exons. The record is from RefSeq and is a predicted model, not a curated record. Gene Ontology annotation, molecular function: nociceptin receptor activity; neuropeptide binding. Gene Ontology annotation, biological process: neuropeptide signaling pathway; sensory perception of pain. The coding region runs from base 1 to 1101 and encodes 366 amino acids.